AUGAAGCGAUCUACGAAACUGUGUAUAAUCCUAAACCUCUCCUGUUGCUUAUGUAUUUCACUGAUCGUCGGUUCCGUGGUAGCCAUCUACAUGUUUGGAUUACAAUCCAAAAUGCCGGAUCCUGGAUUUUGUACGAGGAAGCAUGCGGCGAUAGCUAUGGAGUGUGCAAAGAAAGACGAUGAGCUUGGAGCAGCUGCAGCAAGUUUGAAUCAUACGAGUAUUCUAUUGAGGCGACCCGAAGAUUAUGAGCCACUCGGAGGAUUGUGCUUUGUCACUUUGCAAUGCGCUCGUGAGAUCAAAUGUCGAGCUAUCCGAAGAAUCCUCAACGACAUCAGCAUCUGCGGUUUCAUCUAUUACUACACGAAAGAGUUCUCCGAGUGCGCGGACCGUCUCUACGAGAGAAGGAAUGAUGUCCCGUGUCUUGGAGAGAUUUUCAAUGAAAAUAAUCGAACUCCUAAAGAGGCCUGUCAAAAGUGGAAAUCAAUCAACCCAUGCGUGAAAGAAGCGAUUCGAAACGAGUGUGACGACAAACUUGGAAUCCUACAGUUUAAAUGGGAGCAGAAAUCCCAAAAAGCCAAUUCGAUCUACUGCGAAGAAGAUCACAGGAUCACCCUUGGUUCAGAAGAGGCGCCCGAUAAUUAA
Caenorhabditis remanei is the source of this 642-nucleotide messenger RNA. RefSeq lists its product as uncharacterized. The transcript has 5 exons. The record is from RefSeq and is a predicted model, not a curated record. Lineage: Eukaryota; Metazoa; Nematoda; Chromadorea; Rhabditida; Rhabditidae. The coding region runs from base 1 to 642 and encodes 213 amino acids.